AUGGCCAAGUUUGUCGCCGAUACCAAUGCUAUUGAAAUUCCUCAUAGAACUGCUAUUGCUUUGGAAAGAGUAAUUUUGGUCAGAAGAUCAUUCUCGAAGCAGGUUGGACGACGUGAUCGUCGCUCUGAUGCAACACAUGCUUAUUUUGCCAACGUCCUCGAAAAGGUCCGCGACUAUCUCAAACCCAUCAUGGAAGCAGGCCUGUUCAAACCCAAGGACACCCCCAAGGAGAACAAGAACAGUACACCGUUGAGUAACAUGUUUGACUGCCUCAACGUCUACACACCAUCUGAAACCUUCCUCAACGCUCCAGACAUCAUCCCUGAGCCCUCGGUGCAAUCCACUGUUGAGCAGGAGCCUACCUUGGAGGAUGCUACUUUUGCACUUCUCACUCUUCUGGGCGAUCUGGAGAGAAUCAAGGAUGAAAUCAGCGAGCUUUGGAAGAAGUACGCCGCUGGAAAGAUAGAUGUUUCUGCCGCGGCUGUGGCAACCAAUACGGCGUUUGAAUUGGCGCAAAGUUUGGAGAAUGAAGUCAAGGACCUUCUCGACAAGUUCAAGGGUACAGCCCUUCUCAUGGAAAGCUUGUUCAUAUCAGCCUGUGAGAUGAUGGGUAUCGACGCGGGGAAGAAAGGUCGAGGCGAAGCUUUCAACAUCAGAGCAUACUCACUCGCGAAAGAUAUGCAUAUCAACACUCUGCAACUGCUGAGAAGCUACGUUGAACAGUCAAGGCAAGUCGACAUUAUCAAUAUUUACAACGGCAUGUUCGGCUGGUACAAUGAGGAACUCGGUGCUAAAGGCAAGACGAAUAAGGAGAAGUGGGCGCAGGACCGCGGAGCCAUGAUGGCUUUGUUGCCCGAUCUUCAAUUCCUCGGCACUCGGGGAGGUCGAGGCCAAGUCGAGGAUGAGCUCGUCCGCGCCACGGGCGAGGUAUUUGAUAACCUUAGCAAGAGACUUAGCGUCUGGAUCCCAUGGGCUCUGAACGUAUGGUUGGAUAUUCUGCAGGGCUUCGGAUCCAACUGUGGCCAAGCCUACGAGGAGCUUAGACGGGACAGUCUGAAGAUCCAAAAGGCUCUUCUUAAUCUCCCGGACACACCCCAGCGAACGGAAGUCCUCAAAACUGUCACCCGGUGGAACAGAGAUCCUACGUACACCACCAGAACGGACUUGAUCAAAACGGGUGCCCUAAGGGGUAAUGGUCUCUCCCCCGAGUUCACAUUCCUUCGUCGCCACUCCAUCUUCUGUGGCCUUCUUCUUCACCACUGCCGAUGUCAACUCCACGAAAAGGGUGUCGAACUUGCAGCUCAAGGCGGCGGCAUUCUGUGCACCGCACAGCUCUACCAGGCUCUCCGCAACGAAAAUCGUCUCCCUGACAAAAAGUGGGAUGAUCUCGAAACCUUGUGGGAAUACCAAGGAGAUCCUUGUUUCUUCGUCGGCGAACCACCAAAGGAUCGCGAGGGGUACUUCAAAAACUUCACCCUCUCCAAAGGCCUUUCGGCAUCAAACUGGGCGCCUAACAGAAGAAGCGGCAAACCUGCUAUGCAAACGAACAAUAUGCGAAACAUGAAGUUUGACGGGUGGCUGUCAUUGAAAGUCGGCAGACGCCUUCACGUCGACAACACACGUGAACCAUGGACGAAAGCGUACGUGACUGAGUUGUUGACUGAUGGGCGUACGAAGGAAAUGCAGGAUGGAAAGGGCAAGACUUAUGCAAACAUGAAGGGCAAGGAGAAGGAGCAUGAACCUCUCCCUUCAACUCCAGAAGAGAUCAUAAGUCAUCUCGCCCAAGUCAUCGGCAAACAAGUCCCCAGGAUCGCUUUCAACUAUUUCAACAUGCACUACAUCUCAAAGGAUCUUCUGGCCAGUCUCAAAGACGCCUUCGUCAAAGCCAUUGGACCCGAAUUUAUGAACUCCAUUCCCAGUGAGGACCAGCUACCCCUCGUAGUAGGCUACAUCUUCUCCACAGCCGCCGGCCACUCUAGCGAAGACGUCCGCAUUCGUGGCGCCGGAAAUGAUGGCCUCCUCAACAUCGCCACGGAAAUUGUCAAUGAUUUCUUGGACAGUGGCAUGGGAAGUUGGAUCACGAAGGCUAGUCAGCAGGAUGUUAAUCCGGAGGAGGUCGAAGGCCUUGAUAUCGAUGGCUCGAAGAACUGGGCUGGAAAUGCCAUUGGCAACUUAAUGAGAGAAGGCCCAGGGGCGUUUGAAGGACGCGAUAAGCCGACAGCCGGGGAUCUGGAAAAGCUCAUGGGUAUGCUGGGACUUAAUCGAGCUGAAAUGAACGAUGUUGCUCGGCGUGCCGGAUUUUGA
Messenger RNA from Fusarium coffeatum, 2304 nucleotides. RefSeq lists its product as uncharacterized. The transcript has 3 exons. Lineage: Eukaryota; Fungi; Ascomycota; Sordariomycetes; Hypocreales; Nectriaceae. The record is from RefSeq and is a predicted model, not a curated record. Bases 1 to 2304 code for a protein of 767 amino acids.